GACCUUGUCUUGGACCGAAUCCGCAAGCUGGCUGACCAGUGCACAGGUCUUCAGGGCUUCUUGGUUUUCCACAGCUUUGGCGGGGGUACUGGCUCUGGGUUCACCUCCCUGCUGAUGGAGCGGCUCUCUGUUGAUUACGGAAAGAAGUCCAAGCUGGAGUUCUCCAUCUACCCAGCCCCCCAGGUUUCCACUGCUGUGGUUGAGCCCUACAAUUCCAUCCUCACCACCCACACCACCCUGGAGCACUCUGAUUGUGCCUUCAUGGUAGACAACGAGGCCAUCUAUGACAUCUGUCGUAGAAACCUCGACAUUGAGCGCCCAACCUACACUAACCUAAAUAGGUUGAUAGGUCAAAUUGUGUCUUCCAUCACUGCUUCCCUCAGAUUUGAUGGGGCCCUGAAUGUUGACCUGACAGAAUUCCAGACCAACCUGGUGCCCUACCCUUGUAUCCACUUCCCUCUGGCCACCUAUGCCCCUGUCAUCUCUGCUGAGAAAGCCUACCAUGAGCAGCUUUCUGUAGCAGAGAUCACCAAUGCCUGCUUUGAGCCAGCCAACCAGAUGGUGAAAUGUGACCCUCGCCAUGGUAAAUAUAUGGCCUGCUGCCUGCUGUACCGUGGUGAUGUGGUUCCCAAAGAUGUCAAUGCUGCCAUUGCCACCAUCAAGACCAAGCGUACCAUCCAGUUUGUAGAUUGGUGCCCCACUGGUUUCAAGGUUGGCAUUAAUUACCAGCCUCCCACUGUGGUACCUGGUGGAGAUCUGGCCAAGGUCCAGAGGGCUGUGUGCAUGCUGAGCAACACCACAGCCAUUGCUGAGGCCUGGGCUCGCCUAGAUCACAAGUUUGAUCUGAUGUAUGCCAAGCGUGCCUUUGUGCACUGGUAUGUGGGUGAGGGCAUGGAGGAGGGGGAGUUCUCUGAGGCCCGUGAGGACAUGGCUGCCCUGGAGAAGGAUUAUGAGGAAGUGGGUGUGGAUUCUGUUGAAGGAGAGGGUGAGGAAGAAGGAGAGGAAUACUAAAUUAAAUGUCAUGAAGGUGCUGCUUUUACAGGGAAGUAAUUCUGUUCCAACAUAGAAGGUUGUGGUCUGAUCAGUUAAUUUGUAUGUGGCAAUGUGUGCUUUCAUACAGUUACUGACUUAUGCUUUAAACGUGAAUGAUUUGUCAUAGACCCAAGUUGUCCAUCUCACUGAUGGGUUUUAAAUAAAAUA
This is a messenger RNA of Peromyscus eremicus (cactus mouse), 1200 nucleotides long. RefSeq names its product tubulin alpha-1 chain-like. NCBI's taxonomy places the organism in Eukaryota, Metazoa, Chordata, Mammalia, Rodentia, Cricetidae. Gene Ontology annotation, biological process: mitotic cell cycle; microtubule cytoskeleton organization. Gene Ontology annotation, cellular component: cytoplasm; microtubule. The transcript has a single exon. Bases 115 to 1011 code for a protein of 298 amino acids. Gene Ontology annotation, molecular function: structural constituent of cytoskeleton; GTP binding. The record is from RefSeq and is a predicted model, not a curated record.